Molecule: messenger RNA, 801 nt
Organism: Poecilia latipinna (sailfin molly)
Lineage: Eukaryota; Metazoa; Chordata; Actinopteri; Cyprinodontiformes; Poeciliidae
Gene: smim19
Product: small integral membrane protein 19
Exons: 3
Coding region: 143-475 (110 amino acids)
Source: RefSeq, a predicted model, not a curated record
AGUGCUUCAGGGUGUCGAUGCGGAAGUGGCGCAGUGCUUGUUUUCUUCCAGCUGCGUCUCCGGUUUAUUUUAUCGGUAUUUGUGAGCUGAGCGGUCCAGUUAUUUCCACUCCUUGAUUGCUAGAGCUGUCGUUGCAUUUUCAAUGGGGGCUCACGGGCUUCUGGGGAACCAGCCGGACUCCAUAGACUACUCGGUGCAUGAAGCCUGGAAUGAGGCUACAAAUGUCUACCUGCUGGUCAUCCUGGUCAGCUUCGGCCUGCUCAUCUACGCAAGAAAAAACAAGAGGAAGAUCAUGCGGAUCUUCACGCUGCCUCCCACCGUCGGCAGCAUCCCAGAGCCUAACUUCUACGACAGCCUGCAGAAGGUGCGGCUGCGGCAGCAGCUUGAGAUGUACUCUCUGGCCAGGAAGUUUGAACAACAGCAGCAGCAGCAGCAGCAGCAGCAGACGGACAGUGUGCAGCUCUCCAUGGAAUGAGAAACAGUGUUUUCAGCCCCUUCCCAUGAGUUCUGGACACAGAUGGAGGUGGACUUGGACUCCUGUCAGAAUCAGAGAUGGUACACGCUGUCAGGAGCUGAAUGGACGAUUAGACAUUAGCAGACGCUUUGAAGGUGUGUGGCAUUUCUCCAGCCUGCAGCAGGGAGAGCACGAAUAAAUGAAGGAGAGCACGAAGAAUUAAAAGGACGUGAAAAUUUUGUUUAUCAUUAAUGUUCGCACACAUUUAAACCAGUGUUUAAAGAAAAAAAAAAAGUGGAAAUGUGUUGUUUAUUCAUGCAUAAAGCCCAGAUCACGAUAUAUAAAAA